Messenger RNA from Aspergillus pseudonomiae, 879 nucleotides. Its product is annotated as alpha/beta hydrolase. The record is from RefSeq and is a predicted model, not a curated record. NCBI's taxonomy places the organism in Eukaryota, Fungi, Ascomycota, Eurotiomycetes, Eurotiales, Aspergillaceae. The transcript has 2 exons. The coding region runs from base 1 to 879 and encodes 292 amino acids. Gene Ontology annotation, molecular function: hydrolase activity, acting on ester bonds.
AUGGGCGACAAGCCAGCUGGAAUCACGCUUCCCAACUCGGAGCAAUUCUACCUGGACAAUGGACAGGGUGAAUCACACUUGAUCCAAGUCUCUUGGCCGCUGCAUUGGCAAGGUCAUGACCCCCCUACUGGGAACGAGCAACUUCCGAUCAUAUACAUCGUCGAUGGAAACGCACUAUUCCUCAGCGCGACAGAAGCUGCCUGGCGUCGCGCAGCUUCGUCACACUUCGCCGGCGGCGGCAUCGUCGUCGCGAUCGGGUACCCAUUAAACGGAAAGCUAUACGAUGCGCGUCGCCGCAGUUUAGACCUAACGCCACCCACACAAGCGCAGAUACCCGGAUACGGAGGAGCGGAUCUAUGUCUUGACUUCAUCGAUAACGCCGUUCGUCCCGCGAUCAAGGAGCGAUUCCCAAAAUUGUCCUUUUCAAGAGAGGCUCUCUUUGGUCAUUCAUACGGAGGGUUAUUUGCCCUGCACGCACUAUUCACACGUCCGCAGUCCUUUGACUGCUACAUCGCGAGCAGUCCCUCGAUUUGGUGGAAUAGCCGGUGUAUAUUGCAUGAAGCCAAGGCAUUUUUAGAGAAGGAGACGACGGCAGAUGAGCAGGCCCCGUCACUGAUGGUGUUCUUUGGGUCUCAUGAACAAAGCCCACCUCAGUGGAACAACGAGCCUCUCGAUCACUAUGAAGCGCGGAAGCAGAUUGCUUCGGAUUUGAGAAUGGGCGAUAAUGCACUUGAUCUUGUUAAGAUGCUGAAGGGUACCAAGCGGUUACAUACUGUCGUUGUGAAUGAGUAUGAGGGUGAGGAGCAUGGCAGUAUCAUGGCGUGUUCGAUGAGUCGGGGGUUAACUACAUUCUUUGAAGAUUGGCCGUUGCCAAACUAA